Messenger RNA from Xiphias gladius (swordfish), 1258 nucleotides. RefSeq names its product sepiapterin reductase a (gene spra). Bases 72 to 875 code for a protein of 267 amino acids. The record is from RefSeq and is a predicted model, not a curated record. Gene Ontology annotation, biological process: tetrahydrobiopterin biosynthetic process. Gene Ontology annotation, molecular function: sepiapterin reductase (NADP+) activity. The transcript has 3 exons. NCBI's taxonomy places the organism in Eukaryota, Metazoa, Chordata, Actinopteri, Istiophoriformes, Xiphiidae.
UUGGGUGAAAAUCGCUUCGCUCGGGACACUUAACACAUAUUACCCACGCUCGCCUUCUGUGUCUCAGCGUCAUGUCGUCCACCGAGGGUAGGGAUCUGGGCCGGGCGCUGUGCAUCAUCACCGGGGCCUCCAGAGGCUUUGGCCAGACCAUAGCGAGGGAGAUGUCUCGGCUGGUGAAGCCGCGGUCGGUGCUUGUCCUGGUGGCACGCUCCAGCGACGAGCUGCACGCUCUGCAGGCGGAGCUGGUCGGAUCGGAGGCAGGCAGGUCGGGCCUGGUGGUCGAGUGUGUGGUGGCAGAUCUGGGUCAGACAGAAGGACUGGAAAGCGUCGUUAGGAAGUCUAAAGAGUCUUUUUCUGAGGAUAUAGAUCACAUUAUACUGGUCAACAACGCUGCCUCUCUGGGUGAUGUGUCCCGCUAUGUCAAAAGCUUCACCGACAUGGCCGAGGUGGAUUCCUACCUGUCUCUCAACGUCAGCUCCUCCCUGUGCCUCACCGCCAGUGUCCUGCAGGCUUUUCCACAGCGUCCAAGUCUGCGACGCACUGUUAUCAACAUUUCCUCGCUGUGCGCCCUGCAGCCUUUCCGCUCCUGGGUGCUGUACUGCACUGGCAAGGCUGCCCGAGAGAUGAUGUUCAGGGUGCUGGCAGAAGAGGAGCCGGAGCUCCGGGUGCUCAACUAUUCUCCAGGGCCUCUGGACACAGCCAUGCAGAUGGUGGCCAGAUCCAGAACAGCUGAUCCCAGCAUCAGGAAGUCCUUUUCAGACAUGUUCGCUCAGGGCAAGCUGCUCACCUGUGAGGAGUCCUGUGCCAAACUAAUGAAGCUGCUGCUGGAUGAUAACUACACAUCAGGAGCUCACAUCGACAUCUACGACCUCUAGACACAGCACUACUUAGAGGCAUUUAGCUAUUGGCCAUAUUACUUUUAUGUGCCUUGUUUUUAAUUGAAACUGUAAUCAUUUAUACCUUAAGUGCAUAGGUGCAUAAGUUAAUAGUUGACUCGAGAUGCGGUGUCAACCUUUACGUUGUAGGUUGCAGCCUUCUGUUGGUAAAGUGAUGGCUCAAACCAAGUUCAUCAAAUUUACAUUCAAAACAUUCCAGAACUGAAGUUUAUUCACUUUAUGGCCAGCAAACAUGCUGUCAGUAACAUUUAAGUGCCUGCAAUGAUAGAGAAAAUCAAUUUGGACAUAGUAGAAGCUACAAGACAUGAAGUUGUACAUUUGUAGAAAAAUUAGACAGUCUCAGUAAACAUCGGUUCACUAAA